UAGCUCUACGAGUUUGCACGUGAAUUUGUCCCAUAGGCUGGCUCUCUGUCUCUGGUCUCUGGCGUCUUCUCUCACUCAGAGUGUGUUUACUAUUAUUAUUAUUAUUAUUAUGUGUGCGCUGUGCGGCGAUCUGAAUUUCAAUCUCAAUCGCAAGUCGAAGUUAAAUCUGAUCUGAGAAAUCGACAAAACACAAUACAACAUCAAAAAAAUAAAUCAAAUUAAAUGCGAAAUUUUAAACAAAUGUAUUUACACUAAAUAUAUAAAUGCAAGCAAUAUUUGUGCAAAGUGCCAAGUGACCAAGUGCAACAAACAACAACAACUUCAACUACAAACAACAACAACAACUGCAGUAACAACAACAGCGAUCACAUCAACGCUAAUCACAACGUUUAAAUCGUCAGAUAGAAAGAAAAAAAACUGCGCAAAAAAUUACAAAAAAAUAACGAAAAUCUCGUGCAAGUUUUUUCGUCGUUGCGCCGUCGGUGACGAAACUUGUUGAGUGUGACCGUGAACCGUGUUGUGAACAGAGUGUGUUUGCGCUGAGUGUGACCGUGUUUGGCGAGUCCCCUCCGCAGCAGCAGCAGCAGAAGCAGCAGCAAGAUUUUCGUCGCCGCCACGUUGCCAGUAAAAGACUUCAAAACGGUUGCCUCACGGUUCGAGUGGAAUGAGCAUAGGGACUCAGGUCUUCCUUUCGAUCGAUCGGUCUACAAAGUCGUUAAACUGAGCCCCAACUUGGAGCCCUACCCCGCCAGCGUGGAGGGCCUCAACAGCCCCAGAGCGGUGGGGAUGGCCGCUACCUCCUACAUGACGCCGCCCAGCGGUGAUCUCGACAUGGCACUCGGCGGUGGAGGCGGUGGCUAUCACACCUCCUCGCCCCGCUCCGCUGCCGAUGCCGGCGAAAUGAAGUACAUGCAGCAUCAUCACCAUCAUCAUGCUGCCGCCGUGGCAGCCGCUGCCUCGGCCUCACACCAUCAGCAACAGUUGCCCUCAUCACCAUCGCCCAAUGGUCAGGUUCAGGGUGGCGGACAGGGCAACAGCUUGGGCGGACUGACGCCCGGCUCGGGGCUGGGCAGCUGGAGUGCAUUGCAUCCGGAUCCGUGGUCAUUGCAGACACAUCAUACGACGCAUCAUCAUCCCGCCGCCGCUGCCGCUGCUGCCGUCGAUUCGGUGAAGCAGGAGAUGUCGCAUCUGACGCAACAGACACGCAUACAACAGGGCAUGGCAUCGCCACAUGCCGCUGCCGCAGCGGCGUGGCAUGCCCCACAUGCCGGACACUAUGCGCCCACGGGCGGCUCACCGUUGCAGUAUCAUCAUGCCGCCAUGAAUGGCAUGCUGCAUCAUCAUCCGGCGCAUCAUGCCGCUCAGGUGGCGCCACUGCAUCAUGCGUUGCGCGGCGAAUCGCCGCAGUUGCACAUACACGCCCAUCACAUGGGCGGCGGCGGCGGUGGCGGUGAUCGCGAUACGAUCAGCGGCGGUGAGGAGGACACGCCCACAUCCGAUGACCUCGAGGCCUUUGCCAAGCAGUUCAAACAACGUCGCAUCAAGCUCGGUUUCACCCAGGCCGAUGUCGGUCUCGCUCUGGGCACACUCUAUGGCAAUGUGUUCUCCCAGACGACGAUCUGUCGCUUUGAGGCACUCCAGCUGAGCUUCAAGAACAUGUGCAAGCUGAAGCCGCUGCUGCAAAAGUGGCUCGAGGAAGCGGACUCGACAACGGGAUCGCCGACGAGCAUCGAUAAGAUUGCGGCCCAGGGACGCAAGCGCAAGAAACGCACCAGCAUCGAGGUGAGCGUGAAGGGUGCCCUCGAGCAGCAUUUCCACAAGCAGCCAAAACCCUCAGCCCAGGAGAUCACAUCGCUGGCGGACUCGCUCCAACUGGAGAAGGAAGUGGUCCGUGUUUGGUUCUGCAAUCGCCGACAGAAGGAGAAACGCAUGACGCCGCCAAAUACACUGGGUGGCGAUAUGAUGGAUGGCAUGCCACCGGGGCAUAUGGGACAUCAUGGUGGUUAUCACACGCAUCACGAUAUGCACGGCAGUCCGAUGGGCAACCAUUCGCAUUCGCAUAGUCCGCCGAUGCUGAGUCCCCAGAACAUGCAGUCGGCUCAUCAGUUGGCGGCUCACUAGCAAUCAGAAAUCCAGGAGUCGAACUCAGCUGCAGCUGCGUCCACUCCUGCCAACAACAAUAGUCUGCAACACCAGCAACAACAGCAACAGCAGCAGCAGCAACAUCAGCAGCAGCAACAUACACAGCAACAACAUGCGCCCAAUACGCCAUCGUCGAGUGCGGGUUCGUCGGUGACGAUGACCAGCCAGGGGCAGGUGAUGUCGCCUCAGAGUCCGCUGGGCAGCGCGUCCAAUGCUGGCCAGACUAACAACAACAACAACAACAACAAUAGUACGAAUAACAACAAUAACAACAACAACAACAGUAGCAGCACAGAGGAACAGGUGAAGCAACAACAACAGCAACAAGCUUCAAGCAUUGCAGCCGCUGCAGCAGCCGCAAUGUAUAUGGAUCCGAUGCGGUAUCAACAUGCCGCCGCCGCACAUCAUGCACACCAUCCGCACCAGCAUCCGCAUCUGAAUCCCGCGCAUCAUCCGCAUCUCUUUCACACCAGCGAGCAACUGCACAAUCCCCACGCCCAGCACCAACAGCAACAGCAACAGCAGCAGCAGCAACAACAGCAGCAGCAGCAACAGCAAUCGGCGGCCAGCAACAGCUCGCAGUUGUCGCCGGGCGCAGGCAGCAACAGCGGCCUGACGUUGCAACCUCCCGGGGCAGUGUCACCCGGCUCUGCCUCAAGCGUGCUUGGCGGGCAUUUGAAUCUGAAUGCUCAUUCGGCAGCGGCGUUGCAUCAGCAUCAUCACUAUCAGCAUCACCAUCAUCACCAGCAGCAUCAUCACCAUCAGCAGCAGCAACAGUUGCAGGCUCGCCGGCUGUUCGAGUUGAGUUUGCAGUUCGGCGCCGCCGCUGCCCCGGGUGCAGUGCGUCACUUCAAUAGCUUUGGCGGCGGCGGUGGCGCUGCCGGUGAAUAGCAUUCGUCGGCCGCCUGGUUUGGCUACGAGUCCUCCUAGGAGGAUCCGGUAAUGCCCAUCAGGUGGCCGCCGCCCGGAUUGAUUGAUUGAUCGAUCGAUCAGUUCAACCAGUGCAUUAAUCUGUGUUACAACUUCAACAAAAAACAAAAAUGAAAACUAAGUUAAGGCAGUCGAUGAUCGUUGGUGAAUCUAGUGGAUAAAAUGUGCAUCAUCUGUGGAUCAGAUCAAGAUAUAGUUUACUUUUUAUUUCUCCCACUUUUUUACCCCCCACAUUUUCUUUUCCAUUUUGUUUUAAACGUUAAAGUUUCAAAAACUUUGUAAACAAUCUUAAAUCUUAAAAAAGAAACACGCAAUUCAAAUCAAACGUGAAACCAAGUGAUGUUGUUUUUAAAUCUAAAUUAAAUCGUAAAUCGCAAUCGAAAACUAGCUAAAAAAAACAAAAGAAUGAGAGACAAAGAAAUGUUUGCGAGCAGUGUUAAGAUUAAAAUUGUUAAAUAAUAAAAGAAAAAUAAUACCACUUACUUACUAUAACGAUAACGAUAACUGUAACUAGAACCGUAACUGUACUGUUUGUUUGUAACAUAUAUGAAAAAAAGAAGAGAAAAGAAAAGAAAAACGAACCUUUGGCCUUCAGCUGCAUUACCAUCUCAAGCAAGGUAAAUCGAAUCGAAUUAAACCAUCCCAAAACACACACACACAUACAUUCUACAUCUAUAAUAAUGAUAUACGAUAUUUGCAAAAGAAAUUAAAUCAAAUUUGUAGCGAUCGCUCAAGUGGUUCGAAAAGCCACCCAACAAAACAUAAAUAAGAAAAAUUAUAUGAAAGAAGGCUCUAGCUAGGGUUUUAUUAGUUUAUAAAGCGGCCGUGCAGAUAAACAAACAAUCACACACACACACAAACACAUAUAAAUAUACAUAACUAUAACUAUAUAGCCAGUAGAUUGUACUCUAAAAAAUUAUAAACAAAAUACUACAAAAAAACGAAAAAACAUACUUAGAAUUUAACGCGCGGCGCGGAAAACCACAAAAAAUAUGAAAAACAACAACAAAUAAGAAAUUCAAAUACAAAAAACGAUUCUGUAAAUAAAAACUACAGUUAAGUCAUAUUUUUAGCUUUAAAUGCAAUUGUAGAUUUUUUAAUAAAUAUUACAAGAAAAAAAUGAAAAUUACACAAAAAAAAAAAACAAAUGCAAAAAACAUUCAUAAAUAUUAAAUUGUAAUUUCUAGGCGAUAAUUUAAUAAAUUAGGCACAUGAAGUUUAGUUACUUAGUAAGUACUGUACUUUCUCUAUAAGCAAACACACACAAACACACACCAAUACACAGACACAUAGCUAAAUCUUAAAAGUAAUCAAAUAAACGAAAUAUGCUAAAAUUGUAAAAUAUAUAAAAAUUGAUGUACAUUAAAAACAAAAAUCGAUAAAACAAAAUGAAAUUAUUUCAAGACAACAAAUAUAAUAAUAGAUGUGUAUAAAAAAACGAAAAGAAAACAAAAAAAUAUAAGACGUGCUUCGUGUUUUUGAUAUACGUACAAGAACUUUUAUAAAAGUGGCCGUUUUUUAUUCAUUUUUUAUUGUAUAAAAGCAAAACAAAACAAAACACAAAAAAAAAAGAAAGCAAGUAAAGAUGCAAAAC
Molecule: messenger RNA, 4666 nt
Organism: Drosophila albomicans
Lineage: Eukaryota; Metazoa; Arthropoda; Insecta; Diptera; Drosophilidae
Gene: vvl
Product: POU domain protein CF1A
Exons: 1
Biological process (GO): regulation of transcription by RNA polymerase II
Molecular function (GO): RNA polymerase II cis-regulatory region sequence-specific DNA binding; DNA-binding transcription factor activity, RNA polymerase II-specific
Source: RefSeq, a predicted model, not a curated record